This is a messenger RNA of Chionomys nivalis (European snow vole), 6041 nucleotides long. RefSeq names its product RNA binding fox-1 homolog 1 (gene Rbfox1). Gene Ontology annotation, molecular function: mRNA binding. Gene Ontology annotation, biological process: nervous system development; regulation of alternative mRNA splicing, via spliceosome. Lineage: Eukaryota; Metazoa; Chordata; Mammalia; Rodentia; Cricetidae. The coding region runs from base 911 to 2182 and encodes 423 amino acids. Gene Ontology annotation, cellular component: cytoplasm; nucleus. The record is from RefSeq and is a predicted model, not a curated record. The transcript is spliced from 17 exons.
UUGGUUGUGCUCUUCUUCGCUUCCCUCUGGCCCGGCUUGCUAGAACUCCCGCGGGCCACCGGUGCACUCCUGCUGCUCCCCAAAUCAGCGUCACCCUGUCCCCUCCUCCCGGCCUCCUGGAGCGCGGGGUUUGAAGGUCACCUCCUUUCUAGUUCCCCCAGCAAGCCCAGCCGCCGCCGCCCUCCUCCAUCUGGAGCCCAGAAGUGUCAGUCGCUGCGGCUGCUACCACAGAUAGGGGUCCGUGCGGGGUAGAGGGGAGGGGAGCCCGAACUCAGAGCCGAGGGGGGAAUUCCUCCCUCUUCGCAUCGCGCCAGACCCGGCUGCACCCGCGGAAGAGUGGGGGCGCUGUGCCAGCUUCAGGACCCACGCGUGCGCCUCGCGGACCCGAGAAGCCACCAGCGAGUCGCGCAGCUUGCAUCUGGAGGGGACAGCCGAGCGCCCCGCCCCGGCGUCCGGAGCCGACAACUCUGAGCGUCCUCCCUGCUCAGGGCAGAUCUGAGAAGACCGUGCGCAUCUCCAGAUCCCGAGAACCCCGCGCUCCAGACCGGGUGGCCUCGGCCAUCAGGGCCCCUUAGGGGUGAUCCGGACCUUCGCCGCGCCCAGAUACAGGGCGCGGCUGACCUGCCCUGAAGUUGCGGCCAGCUUGUGUGAGAGAAUUCGGCAUCACAGUUCGUUGCCUCUGGCGAAUGCUGAACGUGGCUGUGGGGUGCACAGAGCACUGAGGAAUCAGGGGGUCCUGAAUCCAGGAGGAGGCGACAACUGUCGGGCUCCCGAGGAGUUCUAGGAAACUGCUCAAAGACCUCAUGAAAGUGGGACUUACAACUUCCUUGAUCAGGCUCAGCAUUCAGAUAUCCAAGCCAACUGCAGUAACUGCUCGGAAACAGAGGACCAAAAGGUUUUGAGUCAACAGAUGAAUUGUGAAAGAGAGCAGCUGAGGGGUAAUCAGGAAGCAGCGGCCGCCCCCGACACAAUGGCUCAGCCUUAUGCCUCAGCCCAGUUCGCUCCACCUCAGAAUGGCAUCCCCGCAGAAUACACGGCCCCUCAUCCCCAUCCCGCGCCAGAGUACACCGGUCAGACCACUGUCCCCGACCACACAUUAAACCUGUAUCCUCCUACACAGACGCACUCGGAGCAGAGCGCUGACACAAGCGCGCAGACCGUCUCCGGCACCGCCACACAGACAGAUGAUGCAGCACCAACUGACGGCCAGCCCCAGACACAACCUUCGGAAACCACAGAAAACAAGUCCCAGCCCAAGCGGCUGCAUGUGUCCAACAUCCCCUUCCGGUUCCGGGAUCCAGACCUCCGACAAAUGUUUGGUCAAUUUGGUAAAAUAUUAGAUGUUGAAAUUAUUUUUAAUGAGCGAGGCUCGAAGGGAUUUGGUUUCGUAACUUUCGAAAAUAGUGCGGAUGCGGACAGGGCGAGGGAGAAAUUGCACGGUACCGUGGUAGAGGGCCGUAAAAUCGAGGUCAAUAACGCAACAGCACGUGUAAUGACUAAUAAAAAGACUGUCAACCCUUACACCAAUGGCUGGAAAUUAAAUCCAGUUGUGGGUGCCGUCUACAGCCCAGACUUCUAUGCAGGCACGGUGCUGUUGUGCCAGGCCAACCAGGAGGGAUCUUCCAUGUACAGUGGCCCCAGUUCACUUGUAUAUACUUCUGCAAUGCCUGGCUUCCCAUAUCCAGCCGCCACUGCUGCAGCUGCAUACCGAGGGGCCCACCUGAGGGGCCGCGGCCGCACCGUGUACAACACCUUCAGGGCUGCAGCGCCCCCACCCCCAAUCCCGGCCUAUGGCGGAGUAGUGUAUCAAGAGCCAGUGUAUGGCAAUAAAUUGCUACAGGGUGGUUAUGCUGCAUACCGCUAUGCCCAGCCCACCCCUGCCACUGCUGCUGCCUACAGCGACAGAAAUCAGUUCGUCUUCGUUGCAACAGAUGAAAUUUCUUGUAACACCUCUGCAGUUACGGACGAGUUUAUGCUGCCGACCCCUACCACCACACACUUGCUCCAGCCCCCACCUACGGCGUUGGUGCCAUGCCCCAAGGUUCCAGCCCCAGCACAGACUUCAGAGGAGCUAAGCUGCACACUUCCAGGCCUCUGCUGUCAGGCAGCUGAGAAUCUGCCUGCCUCUCCUCCCCUUUUACAAUUCAUGUUUAAAGUCAUAGUCGCCCAGGAGAGAAAGUAGAGAGUGGGGCACACUUUGUGUGUGUGCCUAGUAUAUAAGAAAUUAAGGAAUCAGCUGGCUUUGGGGGUUGUCUUGUUUUUAUUUUUUUUUCCUUGGGUGGGACGGGAAGUCUGGGAUUUUACUUUUUGUUUUGGGAAGGGUAAGGGGAGGGCAAAGUGGGGGGCAAGGGUGGGGUGAAUUUGCCUGUACUUGUUCAAACUUCUAUGCACUAAAACUCUUGAGUCCAGUAAGACGUGCCCAUCGCGUGAGAGCAUAUGCCAUCAUUACAGCGCUUUGGCAUGCAGUCUUCUGCUUGAGUCAAGAAUAUCAGUCCUCUUCCUAAGAAAUCAGCCCCACAGGCAUUCAUUGGAAUCGCCAAUACUUUUAGCAAAAGGAAACAGUUAAGGGUCACCUCAUAGCCAUAGAAAGCUCUGGUCAGACAGGUCCCUGGACCCUGGGUCAUAAAAGCCCAAGCAGGAUUAGCAAAGCCUACUAUUCUACGUCUACACAAGCUUAACCACACCCAGCAGUGCCCCUCUUCCACCCCCACCACAACAUCAGAACCCCAAAGUUCCUAACCAGAUCCCCUCCCCCCUUUUUUUCUUCAAUGUGGCAUUCAACAACCCCACUUCAACACCUAGGCCUUUUGAGGAAAGGGAGGACAGGAGAACCGAAUCCCUGCAUCCAACAAACCGUCUAGACUCAUCACUGAUUGUAGAUAGAACUUCUCCCAGUGGAGCACCGUAUCGGUCAAUCCGUCCAUUCACCAAGGAAACAAACCAGUAAAAUGAGCCAGUACCUAUCCAUCCACCGUCCCAUCUGUGCACUGGAGUCCUCAUUGCUAGUAGGACCAGCGGAUCCACUCAGUUUCCUGGGGAUUCGUUCUCCGUAAGGAGUUGCUGGGAGAGGUCAGGACUGACCAUAUACCCAUAGCUUUCUGAAUAGGUCCUGGAAUGGGGAAGGGGUGCCCUCUAUUUUGGUUGGUUUUGAGUGUCUAUUUUUUUUUUUAACAUUAGUCUUUUUGAUGAUCCACAUGUUACAAAAGGAAACAUGUAAAAAACCACACCCCUCAAAUUGCUUUGUUUCAGAAUGCUUUUGCGCCCUUGACUGAUGCCAAGACUAGGAGCCAUGCUGAUGAUGUGGGUCUCGUUCUUUCUUCAUUGCAGGCUAGUAUAUACCGAGGGGGAUACAACCGCUUUGCUCCAUAUUAAAUGACAAAUCAUAGCAAACAAACAAACAAACACAAACAAAAACAACCUUCCAGUGUGGGGAGAGAGAAAGCUUCCCGAGGCCUGAGUGUUGCAACACACGCAGUAGGACAUCAUUUUAGCAACUCAAAGAAAACAACUAAAAAUAAAAAGAGGAAAAAAAAUGACAUUUUUUAUCUUAUACCUCAGAUAUUUUGUUCUGUGUAUUUUAAUAUUGUGGGUCUUUGGUUUCUGAAGGUUCUUGUAGUUCAGUCGCUGGCUGUAGAAGUUUUUGUGGUUGAUCUAGAGAGAGGCUAGAUAUGAAUAAAAACUGAUUUAGGGCCAUAUCCAGAGUGCUAUAUUAUGUAAAUGAAUUAUAUGCUGACCACGAAGCUACCGGGGUUAAGGUGUUUGGGAAGAGUCUAGGUGACAAGUCAUUCUUUCUGCAUCUAUAUUAUUUUAUUCUGUGAAAGGGGAGGCCGGGAGGGGCUUAGGGGUUUGGGAUUGGGGUUUGACUGAAAGAAAAUUAUAUAUAUACAUAGAUAUAUAUAGUAACUGAUGAAUCUAAAAUGACCCACUGCACCAACGAUCCUAAAUCUAUGGUUCUAAGUUACUCCCGGCAAAGUCAAGCCAAAGGCUCUGCUAGGAAACCAUUUCUUAUGGCACUGAGUUUGGAGGCGAAGGAAGCUGUGUAAGUCCACCCUCUUAUCAUUCCACCCGCAGUACUCAGCUUCUUACCUACCCACUAGUUAUUUAAGCAAAGACUACUAGUUAGGCCAUCAAUAAGCAUUCUUUUUAUAUUUCUUCCAGUAUGAGAAAUUAUUGAUAUCACUGCUGACUUUUAUAUUAUGGGAGGGAAAAAUUAACAUUAAUAAAAAGGUGAUUAAAAAAGCACUGUUUCUAUUUUUUUCUUUUUUUCCAAAAAAAAGAAAGUAAUAAAAACUUAAAUUCUUUGUACCAGUUAAAAAUAUGUAUAAAAUUUACAUCUGUGCAGUGGAGUUAUGUUCUAGAAACAGUCUCUGAGGCUUUAGUUUUAGCUUAGUAGAUUAACUGUUAGAGACAGACGUAUAAUUUUUAUGGAAUUACAUGAUAAUCAUAUCUGGAUUUAUAGUCGCAUUUUACAAGUAUCGCGAUCAUUGAAUAGAGAUAACCAUGGUAUUUUCAUCAGCUUGAUACUUUUUGAAAACAUGAUGCCUGUGAGCAACUUGCAAUUUUUCAGUCUGUGAGAGCCCGCCCUCCCCUCUCCCCAGUGCCCCAAGGUUAUCUUAAACUGGCAUCUUUACUUCUGUCUCCGAGGUCCAAGAGGAUUGUGUCAGAAGGAAAGAAAAAAACGAGACAAAAAACAAAACUAGACCCUCCCCCCACAUCCACCUUCCCCGGAGAGCAGCGUCUGCCCCCUCUUUCUUGGACGCAGGGCCAGAGCAGCACAGCCGAAAAAUUGCAGCUUGUGACCCUUCUUCUGUUUGAAUCCCCCACCAUGUUGUCCUGUUUACAAGUUAACUUAAGUUGGGGUAUCUGUCAUGGGUCUUCCCGUUUUUGUAUUUAAAUUAUAAAGUAUCAGUAAGCUGUCUCCCUGAGUAGCGUUACCGCCUGUGUGUGCAGAACACGCCCAUGGCGCGCACUUUAGUAAGUAUCAACUCACGCUGUGAACCUGCCAAUCCGCUGUAACAACCGCUUUAAAAAUCUAAACCAAACAAAAGUUUAAAAAGAAAAAAAAAAGUGUUUGUGAUCCAGCUUUUCCUAGUCAUCCUACGUGCAUGCCCGUAAGAUCGGUUGGAUAUUAAACCAUCAAUAAAGUUUCGUGAGAUUUGAAAACAAAGUUUCUGUAGCUUCGAUACCUAAGACAGAUGAUUAUGGUUGGGGAGAGGAAGAAAGGGAAAGGGCGAGGAGGGGAAGGGAGAGAAACUGCUGAACUGCUAAGAAGAGAAAAAUCUAGAGCUUGGUCUUUUCUCUCCCUUCGGAGUCAGGAGAGACAGGGCUGAGAGGAGACUGUUUGCGGCAAGUCUUGAAAAUCCCCAUUCCCACCUGCUUCAGUGGGAUGGCCAUGUGUGCACCUGGUUGAUGCUGCCCAAGGCAAGAACUUAUUGCCGUGCUGUCGCAUUCGACCCCAAUGGGAUAAAGGUAGGAUAGGAACAGGGCUGCAGAAGGGUCGACAGAGCCCUCCCAGCCGCCCCAGCUUUCAGCCCAGAACCUGCAUUGUGUAUGAAAUCACAAACAUGGAAUUCUUACUGUGCUGGCUAAAGUAAAACUCAUUUGCAGUUUUGAUUUUCAUCAAUGAAAUGUACUUUCCCCCAAGACUGUCUGUAGUUUUAAUAAACUCAUUUAGAGAAAGUGGGUGCCAACCGAUGUCACAGAAUCUUUUGUCUAGGCACUCCCUCCGCUGAGCUGCCGAUAAGUCGUUUUAAAAUGUCAUGUCAGAGGUGUAAACAAACAUUUUGGAUUUUUUAAAACAACGGUAUUUAUUUGGAAUGUUUUCAUUUAUCUAAAUAACUAUUGCUAUUAUGAAUUAUGGAAAAAAGAUUAAUGUGGCAUAUAGUGACUUCUUAACACACAUCACUCAAUCUGCAAACCCAGAAAUGUGUAUAUCUGUCUUUAGAAAUUAGUGUUUAUAUCACUUACAGUGGUUUGUGAAUAAAGAAAACUGGUUUGUAAUAUCAAAAAAAUAAAAGCUUAGUCUGAAAAGGUACCUACAA